AUGCCUCUCCAGACCAGCGCGCCGUCCGUACCGGCGUCGUUUCCGUCGUUCAUGUCGGUUUUCGGGGGAAUAUCGCACCUGCGUGUGGGAAGGAAGGAAGAAAGUAUUGGUACACAGACGCUGGGGCGGCGACCGUCGAGGGUCACCGUCAACACAUCGCGACAUUUCCUCCCUUUCAAGCACCGCGAGAGUGUCUCAUCAGUCACGUCAGAAUCCACAGACUCGUCACCAACCACAACGGUCUCGACCUUCGAUUCACCCUCCGUCACAGACACGUCUCCCAGCUCGUCCCCGGAGUCACCUUCGUCCAUGCCGUUCCACCCAAAGCUCGCAUCAUCGGAAAAUGCCAUCACACUCAAACGAACAGAGAGCUCUGUGCCGACGAGCCAGUCCGACUCAUCAGAGAAUGCCCCCAAAUCGACGCGAGGAGAGUCUCCCGGGAGACGAGCGCGGAACCUGAAGAACCUCUCACUCAAAAUGCCCGCUCCUUCCCCGUCGCGACCUGCCAUAGCCACUGCAUCUGUGAUGGAAACGGGUUCUCGUCAUCUAUCUGCUCCUCCCUCCCCAGUGCAUCCAGUGAAAACAGGUCGACGAAAGCCCGCCAACCUGACCAUCCGUACCCCGGGCCUGGACAAGUCGUUCUCAAAUGGCGGGAUACCACCUCCGACGCCCUCUAUGCGCCAGUCGCUGCGUCACAUCGAGUCCUCGCCGUCUCUUCAGUCGGUCUUCUCCCCAUCUACCGGGCCAGAGGGCGGAAUGCAGCUGCCGCGACCCGCUACACAGCAUGGUACUCGAGAUAUGCCUGGCACAUGGGAGGAAGGUCUGUCGCCAAUCCCUUCUGCGUCCACCUCGAAAGAGAUCCUUCACGACCUGGCAGAGGAAGAUGAUCACCUUGAUUCGAGAGAGUCCACCCGGAAGAAUGAGCGUGGCUAUCCGGAUGGACCUACCUGCAUUUACGACUCUGGUGUAUACUUGUAUCUCGAACCAACUGCGGAAGAAGCCUCGAAAUUCGAUGUUGUGGUCAACGUGGCCAAAGAAAUCCCUAACCCGUUUACGAAACAACCAGAAAAUAGUAAUAGCAUAAUGUCUACUUGGAGAAGUGCAGCGUCGGAGUCGAAGAGACAGUCGAUGGUGGAACCGCAGACAGCAUUCUCGGAUAUCUCCUUCAAAUCGGCUUUGGAGUAUCUGCCAGCCGAACCAGAGAGUGCGUCGACGCCAAAGACGGAACAGUCGAGACCGGAAUACAUCCAUGUCGGCUGGGACCAUAAUUCAGAGAUCCUUGAUGACCUCUACCCUCUGUGCGAACUCAUUGACGAUCGCAUCUCCAAGGGAAAGAAGGUUCUCAUACACUGUCAGCUUGGAGUUAGCCGAUCGGCUUCCCUGAUUAUUGCGUACGGAUUGUACAAAAACCGGGAUCUGGAUUUCAAUGCAAUGUACGGGAUUGUGAAGUCACGGAGCUGUUGGGUUGGCCCCAACAUGAGUCUCAUUUACCAACUCACGGAUUUCCGUUCUCGAGUCCUUCGUGGAGGUCCGUCGAAGCCAAUCCCAGCAGAGUGGUUUAUUCCCGAUAUUCCUUAUCGGAAAUCUGACCCCACACCUGCAGAUUCGAGCACCACGCAGCCAAAGCCUGCUAGCAGUGAACGAGAGACAGGAUCUCGUAGCGUUACUCAGGCUCCUCCCUCCGAGUUGGGCGUUCCCAAGUCCGACACUUCGCAGAAGCGGAACGUCUCUCCCCGACCGCUGCCAUUCAGAGAGGGAUACAAGGCGGCGGAGGCUUCGAACAGCUGUUCCCAGCCGGAGACUACGCGGAGGGUGGAACUAGUUCGGUUUCCCACGGUGCAGAGGGACCUUGUCAUGCAGGAUGCGCCCGCUACAUCUUCGGUAUUGUCACCUCGGGAGGCAGACUUCAUGCUCAAUGGUUUCUCUCACGGAGUGACUGGGAACAUGACAGUCAAACUCCCAUCUGACUCCACCGGGCUUGGACAGGAGGCGGUUGAUCCUCGAUCGCCUCCGCAAAGCAAAGAGCCCAUCAUAAUGAGAAAUAUUGACGAAUUCCUUUAA
Molecule: messenger RNA, 2061 nt
Organism: Paecilomyces variotii
Lineage: Eukaryota; Fungi; Ascomycota; Eurotiomycetes; Eurotiales; Thermoascaceae
Exons: 1
Coding region: 1-2061 (686 amino acids)
Biological process (GO): negative regulation of MAPK cascade; protein dephosphorylation
Cellular component (GO): cytoplasm; nucleus; cytosol
Molecular function (GO): protein tyrosine/threonine phosphatase activity; MAP kinase tyrosine/serine/threonine phosphatase activity
Source: RefSeq, a predicted model, not a curated record